AUGGCCGACUCGGAAAACCAGGGACCUGCGGAGGCAAGCCAGGCGGCGGCGGCAGCGGCGGCGGCAGCGGCAGCGGAGGCGGCCGCAGCAGAGGAGGUAAUGGCGGAAGGCGGUGCGCAGGGGGGAGACUCUGACAGCGCGGCUGGCGACUCCGACAGCGCGGCUGGUCAGACGGCCGAGGAGCCCCAGACCCCAGCAGAGAAUGCACCAAAGCCGAAAAAUGACUUUAUCGAGAGCCUGCCUAAUUCGGUGAAAUGCCGAGUCCUGGCCCUUAAAAAGCUGCAGAAACGAUGCGAUAAGAUAGAAGCCAAAUUUGAUAAGGAAUUUCAGGCUCUGGAAAAAAAGUAUAACGACAUCUAUAAGCCCCUACUUGCCAAGAUCCAAGAGCUCACUGGUGAGAUGGAGGGAUGUGCAUGGACCUUAGAAGGGGAGGAGGAGGACGACGACGAGGAAGAGUACGAGGAUGAGGAGGAGGGGGAAGAGGAGGAGGAGGAGGAGGAGGAAGCUGCGGCAGAGGCUGCUGCGGAGGCGGCCGCUGCCAAAGAUGAGGGUCCCCAUUCUGAGGUGUCUGAUGACGCCAAGAAAUAA
This is a messenger RNA of Puma concolor (puma), 588 nucleotides long. The record is from RefSeq and is a predicted model, not a curated record. Lineage: Eukaryota; Metazoa; Chordata; Mammalia; Carnivora; Felidae.